AUGCUCACCUUCCCCGCCCGAUACUCGCGCUGGCUGCCUUUGGCUGCUGGGGCAGUCCUCGUCUUUCUUUUCCUGCACCUCCGACACCCUGGCUUUGGAUUGUACAAACCGCAAGCGAUUGGCACCGAACCAUCAGUAAUAAUAUCAUCAAACCAAACAAUCACGACACCCGAUGACAUCAAACUCGACAUCAAACCCGUUGACGCAAACCCCACAUCCGCAACGUGCCGCCCACUUCCCGGUAUCGAAGAUAUCCUCGUUAUCCUGAAAACAGGCAUCACAGAAGCGCAAGAAAAAGUGCCCGUGCAUGUCCGCUCAACACUCCGCUGUAUCCCGAACAAACUAAUCGUCUCGGACUACGAAGAAGAAAUCGACGGAAUCCAUACAUACGAUGUCUUCCGCAACACAAGCUGGGAAGUCCGAGAAAACAUCGACUUCGCACUCUACAAUCGCGCCCAGCUUAAAGGCCGCGCCGGCCUCACAAAAGGAGAUGUAGCCAAGGUCGCCAACAGCGCAUCCGGAAUGAUGGGCAACCCAGGCUGGAAGCUCGAUAAAUGGAAGUUCCUACCAAUGGCCCUGGAGGCACGGAACUACAAAGCCGAUGCGAAGUGGUAUGUCAUCCUCGAGGCAGACACAUACCCGAUCUGGCCGACUCUGGUAGCGUGGUUGAAUCAACUGGACUCAAGCAAGAAACUCUACCUUGGCAACCAGAUGCAGAUCGGGGAGGACGUCUUUGCGCAUGGUGGAUCGGGUGUUGUUCUUUCUCAUGCGGCUAUGCAUGGACUCGCAGAUGAGUAUCAGAACCAUAUGGAUGAUUGGCACGCCCAGACAAGUACGCAUUGGGCUGGUGAUUGUAUCAUGGGCAUGGCGCUCAAGGCUAUCGGUAUCCCGCUUACAUGGUCUUGGCCGCAUGUUACCGGGCAGUCUAUCUGGGAGCAGGAUGCUAUCAAUGAGGCAUAUGGAAGAAAGCAGUGGUGUUAUCCGCCUUUUACAUUCCACCACAUGACGACAACGGACAUUGAAACGAUGUUCGAGUUUGAUGUGAAAUGGCAUGCGGAUGAAAAGAAUUCCUUUCUACUAUACAAAGAUUUCUUCCGCCUCCUCGUCCGGCCAAACCUGACAGACACCCGAGAAAAUUGGGAUAAUUUCGCUCCGAAGGUGAUAAAGAAAGAAGGCGAUGAAAAUGCACCCUGGACACACUAUGAGUGCGCAGAAGAGUGCGCCAAACGGGUUAAUUGUAUGCAAUACAGUAUCGACAAGGCUGGCACCUGUAAGCUCUCCGACCUCGCACUUGGGGGCCGACCCUCAGCAGAUGUCACGUCAGGUACGAUGAUGUGGAGGAUCGAUGAAAGGAUACGUUCUUUGGGUGACUGUGAGAGCCCCGAGUGGGUAUCUGCAUGA
This is a messenger RNA of Penicillium longicatenatum, 1401 nucleotides long. RefSeq lists its product as uncharacterized. Bases 1 to 1401 code for a protein of 466 amino acids. Gene Ontology annotation, molecular function: glycosyltransferase activity. Lineage: Eukaryota; Fungi; Ascomycota; Eurotiomycetes; Eurotiales; Aspergillaceae. The transcript has 2 exons. The record is from RefSeq and is a predicted model, not a curated record. Gene Ontology annotation, cellular component: membrane.